Scaptodrosophila lebanonensis is the source of this 1235-nucleotide messenger RNA. It is a transcript of the gene oaf, whose product is annotated as out at first protein. The transcript has 4 exons. The coding region runs from base 204 to 1202 and encodes 332 amino acids. The record is from RefSeq and is a predicted model, not a curated record. NCBI's taxonomy places the organism in Eukaryota, Metazoa, Arthropoda, Insecta, Diptera, Drosophilidae.
ACUUGCGUAUUUGUGCUCUCAGUUUAAGUUGGCUCUCGGAGCUCUUCGAACGGGUUUUUUAAAAGGAGGUCGCUAUUGGCUUGUGCGUCGGUAGUGCGUCAUUUUCGCAGUCAACAUAUUUUCACCUAUCGUGUAACAAAUAAUAACAAUCUCGCGUGUGAGCUGCACAGUAAAGUUGUUGUUUUUUGAAACCGUUCAACAAAAUGAUACUCGAGCAUGAGCGGCCGGAGAUGCCGCCACGCUACAUGCGACAAGUAAUUUGGCGCAGCAUGCACCCCGAACUGUCAACAGGCAGCGGCAGCAAAGUAUUGUGUCGCAUGAAGGAGCGACGCCGCUGCGGCUCAAAGCGCGUCAGCAAACACCACUUCUUCAAGACCAGUCGUGGCUUCUUUUGGUUUAUGCUCUGCAACCUGCUGGUCUCGCAGAAUAAUGGUGUCAAGGCACAGCUCCUAAUAAACGUGCAGAAUCAGGGCGGCGAGGUCAUACAGGAGAGCAUUACAUCCAACAUUGGCGAGGAUCUCAUUACCUUGGAGUUUCAGAAAACAGACGGCACGCUCAUCACACAAGUCAUCGACUUUCGCAACGAGGUGAAAAUUCUAAAGGCGCUGGUGCUGGGCGAGGAGGAGCGCGGUCAGAGUCAGUACCAAGUGAUGUGCUUCGCCACAAAAUUUAACAAGGGCGACUUCAUCUCCUCCGACGCAAUGGCCAAGCUGCGCCAGAAGAAUCCACACACCAUACGCACUCCCGAGGAGGACAAGGGCAAGGAGACGUUCACAAUGAGCUCCUGGGUGCAACUGAAUCGCUCACUACCCAUAACGCGUCACCUGCAGACGCUUUGCGCUGAGGCCGUGGAUGCCACAUAUGUGCGCGACGUCGAUCUCAAAGCUUGGUCCGAGUUGCCAGGCUCCUCGAUUUCUAGCCUUGAGGCGGCCACCGAAAAGUUCCCCGACGUGCUCUCGUCGCGCUGCAACGAAGUGAGCAGCUUGUGGGCGCCCUGUCUCUGCACGCUGGAGACGUGCAUCGGCUGGUAUCCGUGCGGACUGAAGUACUGCAAGGGCAAAAGUGGCAACGCCAACCUGGGAGGCGACACAUCCGGUGCCCAACAGCAGACAAAUUAUCGCUGCGGCAUUAAGACCUGCCGCAAGUGUACACAGUUCACCUAUUAUGUGCGCCAGAAACAACAGUGCCUGUGGGAUGAAUGACGACGCGGCGAGCUGCAGAUGCGCUGUGUUGUC